AUGAGCAGCAACACGGAACCUCGCCCAUGUAGGCGAUGCAAGACACCGACCGUCUUGAAAGUGAGAAAGGAUCCUCUUUGCGAGACUUGCUAUGAGCAGCAUAUCGUCCAAAGAGUCGUGAAGCGCCUCGCCCAGCCAUACCGCGAUGUAAAGGACAAGCUGGGCACUACCCCCGACGCAAGAGCAAAGUACCUCCUCGGCCUCUCUCUCGGCCCCUCCUCGGCCUCCUUGGUCCAGGUGCUCGACAAGAACCUCCAAGGUCUCAAGGACAAGAACUUGCGCGUCGCGUACGAGGUGCACGUCGUCCACAUCGACACCGACCUGUCAAACGCCGCAGACGCCGCGACCUCCUCGUCGUCGGCAAGCCUGCUCUUUGAAAAGUAUAAGGAGCAGUUCCCCAACCUCUCGAUGCAGAUCGUUCCGCUGGCCGACGCCCUCAAGCUGGACACGAUAGACUGGUCCGUCCUUCCCGCCCUGCAGCCCGGCCUCGCGCCCGCGCAGCAGCUCAGCGGCCUCCUCGAGGCCCUGCCGUCCGUCACGUCGCGGGUGGACAUCAUGAGGCUCCUGGUGCGGAAUCUGCUGCUAUCGCUGGCCGUGGAGAGGGAGUGCCACGCGCUGCUGCUGGGAUGCACCACGACCGCCCUGGCCGAGCUGACGCUCGCCGAGACGGCCAAGGGCCGCGGGUUUGCCGUGCCGUGGCAGGUCGCCGACGGCCCCGUCCCCGUCACGACAUUCUCCCGCGUUGGGGAGGGACAGAGCGCGGAGGGCGGCGAAGGGGCUGUCCGGGGGACUGAGAAGACGAUGCUUCCAGUGUACUACCUCCUUCGAGAUAUUUUUAGGCGAGAGGUCAUCACGUAUGCGGGCCUGAUACCGUCUUUGAAGGAUCUCGCCCAGGAAGUGGGACCAAGCAGCAACGCAGUCGUCUCGCACAAGGAGCUCAGCAUCGAGGAUGUCAUGGCGCGGUACUUUGAGGAAGUGGAGGAGAGUUAUCCCUCCGUCGUCGCCAAUGUCGUUCGCACCAGCGGCAAAUUAACACGAGAGAGCGAUGGCGAUGCGUGCGCGGUCUGCGGCAUGGAUGUGGACGCACAGGGAGAUGCCCGGUGGAAGGGUGAAAUAGGAGAGGAUAUUGACGACAGCAGGAAGCGCACCGCAGGGAAACUUUGUUAUGGAUGCGAACGGUCUAUAUAUGGAUAG
Molecule: messenger RNA, 1194 nt
Organism: Colletotrichum scovillei
Lineage: Eukaryota; Fungi; Ascomycota; Sordariomycetes; Glomerellales; Glomerellaceae
Exons: 2
Coding region: 1-1194 (397 amino acids)
Biological process (GO): tRNA wobble position uridine thiolation
Cellular component (GO): cytosol
Molecular function (GO): tRNA binding; sulfurtransferase activity
Source: RefSeq, a predicted model, not a curated record